AUGACAGCCAAAGUGGCGGGCNAAAGUGGCGGGCUGACCUGCGCCAACGUGGACGUCUCCCUGGAGGAGGACGACCUGCCCAACUACGACCUCCUGCGACGCUUUCAGCUGGACAGCUCCACGGGAGAAGGACAAGGAGAAGAAAUCACCUCUCUGGUGGAGAAGAUCGAGGGCACUGGGCCCUCGCAGUCUGCUUAUCGUCUGAAAUCAGACGCCCAGUUCGCGCUGGCCACCGCCGACCUGCUGCCCGGUGGCCUCCCAGCCCACUUCUCCUUCAGCUGCACCUUCCGAAAUGCCCACAACCGGGGUAAUCGGUCGUGGACGCUGCUCCGCAUCAACGACUACAACGGCGAACCGCAGUUUGGCCUCCGCCUGAUGCCUGCCUCAAAAACGGUGCAGCUCUACUCGAUGGUAACGGUUGAAGAGAGCAGCAGCCGAGCCAGGCUGGAGCAAUUCAACUUCACCGACGUCCCGUACUUUGAGGAGGUGGUUGAAGAGGGCGAAGAAGAGGGCGGCGGCAGUUGGAGCAAGGUGCACCUUUCAGUGACGCCCACCAAUCUCUCACUUUACGUCAACUGUCAACGGGUGGGCGGUUUGGAGUUGGAUGGGCGUAAACGGCUGGCCACCACCGCCAUUGAUCUGACGGGUGAUGCUUGGCUGGCAAAGUAUGAUGAUGACUUUUCUACGGUUCCGUUGGACAUUCAGUGGAUGGUGAUGAACUGCGACGCCUCGCGGCCGCAACGAGAUCGGUGUAGCGAGAUUUCGGUCUGUAAAGCGUG
Messenger RNA from Rhagoletis zephyria (snowberry fruit fly), 779 nucleotides. The record is from RefSeq and is a predicted model, not a curated record. Lineage: Eukaryota; Metazoa; Arthropoda; Insecta; Diptera; Tephritidae.